AGAAAUAAAGGGAGGAGAGAAGUAUAGGAAAAGGGGGUGGGGGAGUCCUUUUCAACAUUGCAUUCCUGUGUUUUCCCUCAGCCUGGAAAACAUAUUAAUCCCAGUGCUUUUACGCCUGGAAACAAAGGGACUGAGCCAGACUGUGGGGGAAAGGGUGAUAAGAAGGAUCCCGGAACUCUAAAGAGGGAUCGAGUGAGAUUCAGAGAUCACUAAGACUCCACUUUAAGGGACGUCCUGUGUCGCCACAAGAGACGGGCACUCGCAGACACACAGGACCAAGGAGAAACUGCGGGCAAAUGGAGAUACAAAGACUUACAAGGACAGCUCCUUUCUCCUCAUCCCACUUGUCCAGAAGGUAAAAAGACGCAGCCAGAAAGGAAAGGAGUCAGACCAGGAGGAAGACAGGCUGCGAUCCGUGGUGAUACUUUGCAGGCUGGAACGGCAGCACACCCCUUUUGUAUUGUUCACCCUCGACAAGCCGAGAGAGGGUGGGGAGGAAAAGUAUUUCAUCUAGGAAACUGUCCUGGGGACCAAACUUCAGCUUUCCUUUGAAAUCCUCUGCAUUCCAUCUCUAUGAGCCACGAUUGGAUGACACAAUGAAGUCAAGACUGGGACCCUGUUUCACCAUGCUGUUGGCAAUGUGGCUGGUGUGUGGAUCAGAACCCCACCUCCCUGCCAUGAAUAGAGGGACCCAUGGAGGGCGGAAGGUGCCUUUGCUUUCCUCAGUCAAUAGCAGGCCAGCUCGGUUUCUGAGGCACACAGGGAGGUCUCGUGGAACAGAGAGAUCUACCCUUGAAGAACCAAACCUUCAGCCUCUCCAAAGAAGAAGGAGUGUGCCAGUGUUGAGACUAGCUCGCCCGACGGUGCUACCAGCCCCCGUGGGCAUCAAAGGGGCCCCUGUGAAACCUGAGCUGAGACCCAAGGCCAGGGGCUCCCCUGGUGAGAUGGUCCGAGAUGAGGGGUCCUCUGCUCGGUCAAGAAUGCUGCGCUUCCCCUCUGGGUCCAGCUCUCCCAACAUCCUCGCCAGCUUUGCUGGGAAGAACAGGGUGUGGGUCAUCUCGGCCCCCCAUGCCUCAGAAGGCUACUACCGCCUUAUGAUGAGUCUCCUGAAGGAUGACGUGUACUGUGAGCUGGCCGAGAGGCACAUCCAACAGAUUGUGCUGUUCCACCAGGCAGGCGAGGAAGGGGGCAAGGUGCGAAGGAUCACCAGUGAGGGCCAGAUCCUGGAGCAGCCCUUGGACCCCAGCCUCAUCCCCAAGCUGAUGAGCUUCCUCAAGUUAGAGAAGGGCAAGUUUGGCAUGGUGCUCCUGAAGAAGACACUGCAGGUGGAGGAGCGCUACCCUUAUCCAGUCAGGCUGGAGGCCAUGUACGAGGUCAUCGACCAAGGUCCCAUCAGAAAGAUAGAGAAGAUCAGACAGAAGGGUUUUGUCCAAAAGUGUAAAGCCUCUGGUAUAGAGGGCCAGGUGGUAGAGGAGGGGAACAAUGGUGGUGGAGGAGCAGGAAGGCCAAACCUGGGCACUGAGAAGAAGAGAGAGGACUCAAGGAGAGUACAAGUCCCCCCAACCAGAGACACUCGGGUGAAGGUGAUGAGAAAGCCGGCCACUACCACGAUGGCUCCUCCCCCACCACCUCCAACCCCAAGGGCCACCACUCUUCCUCCUGCUCCACCCACAACAGCCACACGGGCCACACCCCGAGUGGUAACAGUAGCCACGAGACCUACGACCACCACUGCUUUUCCAACCACCCAGAGGCCUUGGACACCCAGGGUGCACCCCUCCUCAACCUCCCCCAGACUCUCAGGCUCAGUUGAGUUGACCACAGCCCGGGGCUCCUCAGUCUCAGAGAAUCUCUACCCUCCACCCAGGAAGGAGCAGCAGAGGGAGAGGCUACAGACCACCAGGAGGCCCAGCAAGGCCACCAGCUUCGAGAGCUUCACUGCCAGCCCUCCCACCACCAUCUCAGAGCCCAGCACGAGGGCUGCAGGCCUGGGCCGUUUCCGAGACAACCACACAGACAGGCGAGAACAUGGCCAUCGGGACCCAAACGUGGUGCCAGGUCCUCACAAGACAGUCAAGACAAAGUCGCCUAAAAAGAAGACCCAGGACAAAAUUCUUAGCAAUGAGUAUGAGGAUAAAUAUGACCUCGGCCGGCCCACUGCCUCACAGCUGGAGGAGGAGCUGCAGGUGGGAAAUAUUCCCUCCCAGAGCUCAAAGGAGUCUAGAAAACAUGAAAAGCUUGAGAAACCUGAGAAGGAGAAGAAAAAGAAAGUGAAGAAUGAGAAACCAGACAAGUUACUCAAGAAUGAAAAGCAAAUGAAGAAGACUGAGAAAAAGAGCAAACAGGAGAAAGAGAAGAGCAAGAAGAAGAAAGCAGGUAAAACAGAGCAGGAUGGCUAUCAGAAACCCACCUCGAAACAUCCCCCGCAGAGCCCCAAGAAGUCAGUGGCUGACCUGCUGGGGUCCUUCGAAGGCAAACGAAGGCUCCUUCUGAUCACUGCUCCCAAGGCUGAGAACAACAUGUAUGUGCAGCAGCGUGAUGAAUACCUGGAGAGUUUCUGCAAGAUGGCCACCAGGAAGAUCUCCGUCAUUACCAUCUUCGGCCCCAUCAACAACAGCACCAUGAAAAUUGACCAUUUCCAGCUAGAUAAUGAGAAACCCAUGCAUGUGGUGCAUGAUGAAGACCUGGUAGACCAGCAUCUCAUCAGCGAGCUAAGGAGAGAAUAUGGAAUGACCUACAAUGACUUCUUCAUGGUACUGACAGAUGUGGAUCUGAGAGUCAAGCAAUACUAUGAGGUGCCGAUUGCAAUGAAGUCUGUGUUCGAUCUCAUCGAUACUUUCCAGUCCCGAAUCAGAGAUUUGGAGAAGCAGAAGAAGGAGGGCAUUGUUUGCAAGGAAGACAAGAAGCAGUCCCUGGAGAAUUUCCUAUCCAGGUUCCGAUGGAGGAGGCGUUUGCUGGUGAUCUCUGCUCCCAAUGAUGAAGACUGGGCUUAUUCACAGCAGCUCUCUGCCCUCAGUGGUCAGGCAUGCAAUUUUGGUCUGCGCCACAUAACUAUUCUAAAGCUUCUGGGCAUUGGAGAGGAAGUUGGCGGAGUUUUAGAACUAUUCCCGAUUAAUGGGAGCUCUGUUGUUGAGCGAGAGGACGUUCCUGCCCAUUUGGUGAAAGACAUACGUAACUAUUUUCAAGUGAGCCCAGAGUACUUCUCCAUGCUUCUAGUUGGAAAAGACGGAAAUGUCAAAUCCUGGUACCCUUCUCCAAUGUGGUCUAUGGUCAUCGUGUAUGAUUUAAUUGAUUCGAUGCAACUUCGGAGACAAGAGAUGGCCAUUCAGCAGUCAUUGGGGAUGCGGUGUCCAGAAGAUGAGUACGCAGGCUAUGGUUACCAUAAUUACCACCAAGGGUACCAGGAUGGUUAUCAGGAUGACUACCGUCAUCAUGAGAGUUACCACCAUGGAUACCCUUACUAAAUGGAAAUAUGUAACGUUAUCCCCAGAUUCCCCUAAAGUUGACAAGCCACACAUGGCUAGCUACAUAAGGAGUUCUUCCACACUGUCACAUUCCCUGCCUAUUUCUUUCAGUGUUCUUCCAAGACUAAAUAAAAAGCAAAUGUUCACCUA
This is a messenger RNA of Marmota monax (woodchuck), 3614 nucleotides long. It is a transcript of the gene Ccdc80, whose product is annotated as coiled-coil domain containing 80. The record is from RefSeq and is a predicted model, not a curated record. Lineage: Eukaryota; Metazoa; Chordata; Mammalia; Rodentia; Sciuridae. Bases 597 to 3464 code for a protein of 955 amino acids. The transcript has 8 exons.